Fundulus heteroclitus (mummichog) is the source of this 1014-nucleotide messenger RNA. It is a transcript of the gene vps29, whose product is annotated as VPS29 retromer complex component. Gene Ontology annotation, biological process: retrograde transport, endosome to Golgi; intracellular protein transport. NCBI's taxonomy places the organism in Eukaryota, Metazoa, Chordata, Actinopteri, Cyprinodontiformes, Fundulidae. Gene Ontology annotation, cellular component: retromer complex; endosome. The record is from RefSeq and is a predicted model, not a curated record. The transcript is spliced from 4 exons. The coding region runs from base 93 to 641 and encodes 182 amino acids.
GGACGCCCCUAGCGGCGUCUACGCUCGGCCUACGUUACGUGCGUGCGCAGGCUCUUCCUCAACCGGACUAGCAGCAAACAGCAACAGACAAGAUGUUGGUUCUGGUGUUAGGUGACCUGCACAUUCCUCACCGGUGCAACACGUUGCCAGCCAAGUUCAAGAAGCUGUUGGUGCCGGGGAAGAUCCAGCACAUUCUCUGCACCGGCAACCUCUGCACCAAGGAGAGUUAUGACUACCUGAAAACCCUCGCUGGGGACGUCCACAUAGUACGUGGAGACUUUGAUGAGAACCUGAACUACCCGGAGCAGAAGGUGGUGACAGUGGGCCAGUUCAAGAUCGGUCUCAUCCACGGCCACCAGGUCAUCCCUUGGGGCGACAUGGCCAGCCUGGCGCUGCUCCAGAGGCAGCUGGACGUCGACAUUCUCAUCUCAGGGCACACGCAUAAGUUCGAGGCUUUCGAGAAUGAAAACAAGUUUUACAUCAACCCCGGCUCUGCUACCGGGGCCUACAAUGCACUGGAAAGGAACAUUAUCCCCUCUUUUGUACUAAUGGACAUCCAAGCGUCUACAGUGGUGACGUACGUUUAUCAGCUGAUCGGAGACGACGUCAAGGUGGAGAGAAUCGAGUAUAAGAAGUCGUAAAGGAGUUGUGGGGAGCAGGAGGAAUGGCACAAGUUAGUGAGGCUGAGCGUAUUGUUUCAUCCUGCCCACUAGGGGGCAGCAGCUCCCUCAGUUCACCACAGUGUUAACGCUGUUCAUGAACUCAACUCUAAAAUGCUUGUGUAUUAUAUUGUUUAUAUGUCAUCCUCAUUCACUUAUAUGCGAGCUGUCAGUAGAGGAUACAAUAGAGAACACAAUUAUGUCACAAGUCUUGCUAUUAAACAUUUUCAGACUUUUUUUUGUGAUUUUCAUUUUCACCCUUAUUAAAUCCUGUACAUGUGACCAACAUGCCAUAAGUUUUCUUAGAUCUGCCUUAUUCAUUCACUUCCACAAUAAAGAUGGAAUUUCCCUCCAA